Messenger RNA from Arachis duranensis, 411 nucleotides. Its product is annotated as disease resistance protein Pik-1-like. The coding region runs from base 63 to 296 and encodes 77 amino acids. Lineage: Eukaryota; Viridiplantae; Streptophyta; Magnoliopsida; Fabales; Fabaceae. The transcript has 3 exons. Gene Ontology annotation, molecular function: metal ion binding. The record is from RefSeq and is a predicted model, not a curated record.
CAUAGUUGUAAUUUUAAUUUCCUUUGAGCUCUGAGUUAUAUUCACACUGAAAAUUAAACAACAUGAAGCAAAAGAUUGUGAUGAAGGUGCAAAUGAAGUGCGACAAGUGUAGGGCUAAAGCACUCACCGUUGCUUCAGGAACAAACGGUGUGGAUUUUGUGGGAAUAGAAGGGAAAGAAAAAGAUGAAGUGGUGGUGAUUGGGGAUAAUGUGGAUGCAGCCAAAUUAACAGGCUCUAUGAGGAAAAAAGUUGGACACACUGAUCUUAUCAUGGUUGCUGAGCUUAAACCCAAAUAAAAAUCAUAUACAUAUAUACAUGGCAAAUUAAAAAUAAUAAUAAUAAUAAUAAUGCUCGGGGUUAGUUUAUUACAUUGAUUCCAUUUGUACAUAAUAAGUUCUUUAGUUAAUUAUA